Molecule: messenger RNA, 2034 nt
Organism: Rhodotorula toruloides NP11
Lineage: Eukaryota; Fungi; Basidiomycota; Microbotryomycetes; Sporidiobolales; Sporidiobolaceae
Product: vacuolar protein sorting-associated protein VPS17
Exons: 8
Coding region: 1-2034 (677 amino acids)
Biological process (GO): intracellular protein transport; retrograde transport, endosome to Golgi
Cellular component (GO): endosome; retromer, tubulation complex
Molecular function (GO): phosphatidylinositol-3-phosphate binding
Source: RefSeq, a predicted model, not a curated record
AUGCUCAGCCCGUCGUUGCUGAGUCCCGCUGCGGCCGUCGUUGGCGGAGUCGUCGAGGACAAGGCCAAGUCGCUCUCUCGCUCUUCUCCCUCGACUCGAUCCGGCGCCAGACGCUCGUGCGUCGCUGAGAAGGACUCGUACUGCGCUCCACGCUGCUGCUGCCGGUCCGCACUCGCGCUCCUCCCUCCCAACCCGUCCUCAUCGGCCAACCCGCCCUCGUCGACUUCGACUCCCUGCGCACGCCUCUUCCCGACCCGUCCGGCCUUGCGACGCACGUCUGACGACUCCACCUCACUCGCAAUGAACGACUACGACCCGCUCCAUCCCGCAGCGUACGAACCCGCUCGUCACUCCCCCCACCCAGGCAGCGACCUCUCCUCUGUCGCACCUCGCGCGCCCCUGCCAGGCUACGACAGGGACUACCGGGCGCCUGGGUUCGGGUCGGCUAGUCCACCGUCCCGAGAGAGCGACGCGUGGCAGCACGGCGGGACGAGCGGAGAUGGGUGGGGAGCGAGCGGUGAGGGAUCACAGCAGCAGCAGCAGGGGAGGACGGCGGGACUCGUACCGCGCAGUGCACAGGUGGCGGACUCGAUGAAUGGCCGGCGGGCGGCGGGCGAGGCGGGCUCGAACGGCGGACAGGGUGCUCAGCAGCGAGAGGGGUUCAUCCGCAUCAGGAUCAUGGGGUUGGAGAGGAACAGGCGCGACAUCUACAUCAAGUUCAAUGCAGAGACGAACCUCCCGAACUUUCACCACUCCAGCUACCGCUCCAUCUCCCGCUCGUACGGCGAGUUCAUGUCUCUCGUCUCCGCCCUCUCCGUCACCUGCCCCCAAUCAAUCAUCCCCGCGCUUCCUCUCGCCCAAACCUCCGCCGCAUCAGACGAAGAAGACGACCGGCUCAUCAAGGCUGCGUUUCAGAAGUGGGUUGUGAGGGUGAUGAGUGAUCCGGCGGUUGUGAGGGAUGAGGAGAUGCGCAGUUUCAUUGAGAGCGACUUUGGGUACACGGCUCGGUCACGCAAGAAGUCCUCCGCCGCGUCCUUCUCCUUCUCUCGGAGCUCCCGCCUCCCAGGCGAACUCGACGACCCCCUCACGCUCGCCAAAAUCUCCAUGUCACGGCUCGAAUCCACCUUCCACGACACGGCCAAGACCAUCGACCGAGUCUCGAAAACUCGACGGGCGGCAGCGACGAGCGUGAACGAUUUGGGCGACCAACUGAAUACGUUUGCGUUGGCGGAGAGUUAUGCGCCGUUAGCGGCGGGGUUCAAGAGGUUGGCGAGGAGCGUCAAGGUUGAUGCGGAUUUGUUGGCGUCGAUUCAGGAACAGAUUACACUCGGCGACAUGUUUGUCUACCAGUCCGCCAACGCCAAGUCGGCCAAGGAAACCCUCUCAGGGCGCGACGCCGUAGCCGACGAACACCGCCAAGCCGUCAAGUCGAGCAUCUCGAAGCGACGCAACAUUGAAAAACUCAAGAGUGCGUCGUCGUUGAGGGCGGACAAGGUCAAUGAGGCGUUGGAGGAUCUUGACGAGGCCCAGCGAUACGAAGAGACCCUCGCCCGCCGACUCCAAGGCAUCUCAACCAACCUCCAACCCUCCCUAACCCGUCACUCGAUCGACACCCACUCGGACCUGCUCUCCACCCUCCUCGAGCACGCGCGGCAGACCCUCCUUUGCGAGAAACAGCGGCUGAAGGAGUUUGAGCUCCUGAGACCGGACGUGAAGGCGAUCAAGAGGCAGGAGGCAGGGGUGAUUUAUCAUACGGCGCCGGGGGGACAGGUGGUGGGACGUGCAGGGGCUGGGGCGUCGUCCGUCUCGAGUCGACCGGCGCCAACGCCGGGGUCGCCUACUCCGAGUCGAGUCGCUCCCUCGGCUCCGGCGGAUCCGCUGGGAGGAGAGAGCGGCAGGGACUUGGGCUCGAUGGCGCAGAAGGCGCAGAAGAGGAGCGUCAGGAGUAUGGCGAGUUCGGUGCAUGUCGAGGGCGACAGGAGGCAAAAGGUUGAUGCUAGGAUGGCGGCUUCGAUGCUGGCGAACGGGUUCUGA